CGGCUCCGCUCUGUCACCUGUCACCAUCCUGUUUGAUCCGUUCCUGCAUGUAAAGUAUUUACUAUCUAUCACUUGUUGUUCGGCGUAGUCGAAUUGUGAAGGCCCCCAGACUGGCCCAAAACUCGCGGAUUACACGCGGACAAACACGAGUGACGGUCCACCAUUCGUAAAUCAAGGCAGUUAUGGUCCGCCGCCAUUCGGCCGGUGCAAGUUUUUCGGCUCAGAGCCCAAGAAAGCGGCCAAAGGUCUAUGGUAUUUUGGCUUUGCCUACCGCUUUGCAUUGCCAAUUUUCUGACAGUGUUUGCUGAGUGGAUCAAUGAAACCGUGAACUCGCCCUUCCAACCUGUUGGACGGUCUGUGCAAGCUGCUGCUUGGGAUUCUGCAAGCCAACAGCUUUGGAUCCAUGCUGGUAAUGAACAGCUAGUCCUGGAAGACCUAUGGACCUUUGAUUUUGAAAGCAGAACUUGGGAUCUGAAGCAGCAACGACGACAAUACAGACCCUCUGCGCGUUCAGACCAUGUGGCUGUUUGGGAUCCUGAGAGGCGAUCUUUGUGGAUUCAUGGUGGGUUUACCGGUACCGUCGGACCCCAUAACAAGUUCUUUGGAGAUCUCUGGAGGUAUUCGGGCAACAGCUGGACUCUGGAAGCCGACGAGACCGUGUAUGGACCAAGUCCCCGAAGCGAUCACGUGGCAGUGUGGGAUGCGGCCAGUUCCACGCUUUGGAUCCAUGGCGGAAAAAACGGACAUGGCAUCCUUCUGGGAGAUCUCUGGAGAUUCGACUCUCCUCCCAACAGACCUUCCUGGUCCUGGAGCCGUGUGGUUGACAAUGAGCCGCCUUCGGCGCGAGCUCAUCAUGUGGCUGUUUGGGAUGACACCAAUGCUGCCAUUUGGGUUCAUGGUGGAUAUGAUGGAGGCUUGAGUGGCUCUGUCUUGCGCCGAGAUUUGUUGAAGUUCGACACUAACACGAAUCGCUGGACCUGGAUCUCCAACGGUGGUCCAUCGGGCCGAGCGUAUCAUGUCGGUGCUUGGGACCCCACCAAUCUCGCCAUUUGGAUUCACGGUGGAUUCGACGGGUUGGCACGGCGAGAUCUCUGGAAGUUCAACACACAGACACGGAUAUGGGAUCUAGUUACAGAGCAGCAAGGGCCGUCACGACGCUUCAAUCAUGCCGCUGCUUGGGAUAUCAAGAGCAUGUCCUUUUGGGUACAUGGUGGCUACUCUGAUGGCAAUGUUGCACGCGAUUUGUGGAGGUUUCAUGUUACGACCACAUCUACAACCUGGACCACCUCAAGCUCGUCGAGCUCGUCCAGGACGACCUCCACAAGCAAAACCAGAACAACAAUCACGUCAACAAGUUCAACAACAAUUAGCACCUCCAGCACAAUGACCACUUCAAGCACAACAAAGACCUCAAGCACAACAAGCACUUCUACUUCAAGCACUACGCUCAGCAGCACCACAACCAGCAAAACUACUACCCAAAGCACAACAUCAAGCACGACCCCUUCGACGACCACUUCCAUCACGACCACUUCCACCACGACCACCACAACUACUACCCAAAGCACAACAUCAAGCACGACCCCUUCGACAACCACUACCUACAGCACCACUACAACAUCUCACACAAUCACCACAACCAGCAAAACCUCCACCACCAAGACCUCUACCACCAGCACUACGUUCACAUCGACAUCCUCCAGCACAAUCAGCAGUACAAGCACGAUCACCAGGUCCAGCUCCACAUCAUCAACUGGAACCUUUACAACCUCCACAAGCAGCACUGUGACUGUGACCACUACAGCUUGUCCAGACUUGGCUAUUGCCAUUGUUUGCCCGGCAGUUGGGGUGUUGAUUGCGACUCUUGCUGCUUUGGUUGCAUGGCGGUGCUUGAGGCGAAGGUUCAUUGUUAUACCGGUGCCACCACCAUUGCCACCACCACCAGAGUGCAUUCCACAUCCACCCAUGUUGCCUUUUCCCGUUGAAGAAGUCUAUGUCCUUCCCCUUUACAGUUGCGUGGAGGCACUCACAGAGUCAGCUCCUCAAGCCCGCUGCAAGAGCCUGAAAGGGUCUUCCUGCUUAAGGCUUGCAGGCUUUCCGGACUUGUAUCCAAGGAAGCUUUGCUCAAUCGCCCCUGUGAGGCACAUAAGCAUCGACAUCAAACCAGCAGCACCUUCAUUCCAGCGUGUCAUCCGGCCUCAACUGGGGACGCCAACACCGGGACCCUACCCAAAUGUGUCCAGCAGGCAUUGUUGCAAAGAGCCUCUCCGGACCUGCAACAGCCAACCGCCGCUCCGGACACCCCCUUCGGUCGGUCAGGCAAGACCAGCUUUCCAGCAACCAGAGCCUUUGCUGGAAAUCAUUCGACAAGUGCCUAUUGUCCGUGGAGCGCGAGGCAGUCUGGAGCAUUUGGUAGGCGAUUUGCCAUGUUUGAACUUGGACAGAGGCAUGAGAAGAGUAUGCCAGCCCGUUCUCUACUCAUACAUAGACAUGACACCGCAGUUGGAACAUUUGACCGUCGUGAGGACUAUUGUGGAAGUAGAUCAGCCGCAUGCCUUUCCAAUGCAGGGACCAGCUUUGACUCUGCGACCAUGCCUGGCAUAUGAACCGGCUACACAGAAGCCACGGGCUCUGAGACUUCCGCAAAGUGCGCCCAGUCUUUGUGUACCAGCUCGGACUCCUCCAUAUGUCAGACUACCAUGCUUCCUACAGACACUGGAUCCACCACCGUGUGCUCCACUAUGUGGUCCUCCAUGUGUGCCACCAAUGUGUUUACCUGAUCCUCCACCUACUCCACCAUCUCCAGGUGAUCCAAGUUCACGUCGAAGGUCCAGGACCCAGGAUGCAACGUCCAGGAUGAAACGAAGGGACAGAGAUCGGACUCCAGGGCCCGGUUUCUAUGAGCCACGAGAUCAGAACCACUUCGGGUGGAUUCCUGGCUUGGUGCCCGGCUUCCCACAUGUCCGUCGCCGCUACGACUGAGUCUAAUUAAGAAACAUCCAUUGCACCUUGCAAGGAGAAGGAGACCAAAGCUGUCAUCCUUGUGCUAUCGUAGUCAGUAGACCAAGGCAUUGUUUGAAAUGUAUCGGUCAGCACAAGCCGCAAGCUUGUUCAAAUUGUGAUGCCGAUCCUCCAAGAGGAUAUGAGCACUGUUAACUCAAUACUGUCACGGCUGCAGAAGCAAGAACAA
Durusdinium trenchii is the source of this 3190-nucleotide messenger RNA. The record is from the annotation of a GenBank genome assembly. NCBI's taxonomy places the organism in Eukaryota, Dinophyceae, Suessiales, Symbiodiniaceae.